Scophthalmus maximus (turbot) is the source of this 2214-nucleotide messenger RNA. Its product is annotated as mucin-2-like. The record is from RefSeq and is a predicted model, not a curated record. The annotation marks the transcript as partial. Lineage: Eukaryota; Metazoa; Chordata; Actinopteri; Pleuronectiformes; Scophthalmidae. The transcript is spliced from 4 exons.
AUGGCAGCAACUACAACCACGGCAGCAACUACAACAACUGUUGCUCCAACAACAACAACUGCUGCUCCAACAACAACAACUGCUGCCCCAACAACAACAACUACGGCAGCCACUACAACAACUGUUGCUCCGACAACAACAACUCCUGCCCCGACAACAACAACUACGGCAGCAACUACAACAACUCCUGCCCCGACAACAACAACUGUUGCUCCGACAACAACAACUGCUGCCCCGACAACAACAACUGCGGAGGCAACUACAACCACGGCAGCAACUACAACAACUGUUGCUCCAACAACAACAACUGUUGCUCCAACAACAACAACUGCUGCCCCAACAACAACAACUACGGCAGCCACUACAACAACUGUUGCUCCGACAACAACAACUGCUGCCCCGACAACAAUAACUGCGGCAGCAACUACAACAACUGAUGCUCCCACGACAACAACAGUUGCUCCGACAACAACAACUCCUGCCCCGACAACAACAACUGCGGCAGCAACUACAACAACUCGUGUCCCGACAACAACAACUGUUGCUCCGACAACAACAACUGCUGCCCCGACAACAACAACAACUGCUGCUCCAACAACAACUACGGCAGCAACUACAACAACUGCCGCUAUAACAACAACUACGGCACCAACUACAACAACUCCUGCCCCGACAACAACAACUUUUGCUCCGACAACAACAACUGCUGCCCCGACAACAACAAAAACUGCUGCUCCAACAACAACUACGGCAGCAACUACAACAACUGCUGCUCCAACAACAACUACGGCAGCAACUACAACAACUCCUGCCCCGACAACAACAACUGUUGCUCCGACAACAACAACUGCUGCCCCGACAACAACAACAACUGCUGCUCCAACAACAACUACGACAACUGCUGCUCCAACAACAACUACGGCAGCAACUACAACAACUCCUGCCCCGACAACAACAACUGUUGCUCCGACAACAACAACUCCUGCCCCGACAACAACAACUACGGCAGCAACUACAACAACUCCUGCCCCGACAACAACAACUGUUGCUCCGACAACAACAACUGCUGCCCCAACAACAACAACAAUGGCAGCAACUACAACAACAGUUGCUCCGACAACAACAACUCCUGCCCCGACAACAACAGCUACGGUGGCAACUACAACAACUGCUGCUCCAACAACAACAACUCCUGCCCCGACAACAACAACCACGGCAGCAACUACAACAACUGCUGCCCCAACAACAACAACUACGGCAGCAACUACAACAACUCCUGCCCCGACAACAACAACAGUUGCUCCGACAACAACAACUCCUGCCCCGACAACAACAACUGCGGCAGCAACUACAACCACGGCAGCAACUACAACAACUCCUGCCCCGACAACAACAACUGUUGCUCCGACAACAACAACUGCUGCCCCAACAACAACAACAAUGGCAGCAACUACAACAACAGUUGCUCCGACAACAACUCCUGCCCCAACAACAACAACAAUGGCUGCAACUACAACAACUGUUGCUCCGACAACAACAACUCCUGCCACGACAACAACUGUUGCUCCGACUACAACAACUCCUGCACCGACAACAACUACGACUCCUGCCCCGACAACAACAACUGCGGCAGCAACUACAACCACGGCAGCAACUACAACAACUCCUGCCCCGACAACAACAACUGUUGCUCCGACAACAACAACUGCUGCCCCAACAACAACAACAAUGGCAGCAACUACAACAACAGUUGCUCCGACAACAACUCCUGCCCCAACAACAACAACAAUGGCUGCAACUACAACAACUGUUGCUCCGACAACAACAACUCCUGCCAAGACAACAACUGUUGCUCCGACUACAACAACUCCUGCACCGACAACAACUACGGCAGCAACUACAACAAUUCCUGCCCUGACAACAACAACUGUUGCUCCGACAACAACUCCUGCCCCGACAACAACAACAACUGCUCCGACAACAACAACUGCUGCCCCAACAACAACAACAAUGGCAGCAACUACAACAACAGUUGCUCCGACAACAACAGCUCCUGCCCCGACAACAACAGCUACGGUGGCAACUACAACAACUGCUGCUCCAACAACAACAACUCCUGCCCCGACAACAACAACCACGGCAGCAACUACAACAACUGCUGCCCCAACAACAACAACUACGGCAGCAACUACAACAACUCCUGCCCCGACAACA